UGGUAUCUGGCAUGCCUUUAUGCAGGUGACCCCACGAAAGAAGUUCAAAUGUCCAGAAUGCACAGCAAUCGAUGGGUUAUCACUGGACCAGACACACAUGGUGGAAAGAUCUGAAUGCAUCAACAAGUUUGCCUCUGUCUUUGGGACCAUGCCUCUGAAAGUGGUUGAGCACCGUGCUGACCCUGUUCUGUAUAAAGAUGACUUUCCUGAGAAGCUGAAGAGCUUUCCCAAUAUUGGCAGCUUGUAAAGGCAGCUGUGAGACAAACCUGAGCACUGAAAACACCAGCAGAAGAGGUACUAAGAAGAAUAUAAGGCUCUGGAAGAAAAGAAAAAAAGCUAGAGAGUGGGUUACAUCUGAGGGAGAUGGCAAUUCAUGUACUCUGGUGCACUGUCCUCCUUUUAUAUUGCACUAAGAUGUAGUGGAUAGCUGGACAACUCCUCCUUUGUUGCUCAUAGAGGAUUGAAUCUAUUGAUGAGUCCUACCAGAAAUGUCAAACAAACAACAAAGGAGGCUGUGCACCUGGGAGAAUAAAACUGAAUUUCUCUCUG
Messenger RNA from Meleagris gallopavo (turkey), 549 nucleotides. The record is from RefSeq and is a predicted model, not a curated record. NCBI's taxonomy places the organism in Eukaryota, Metazoa, Chordata, Aves, Galliformes, Phasianidae.